Molecule: messenger RNA, 1143 nt
Organism: Torulaspora globosa
Lineage: Eukaryota; Fungi; Ascomycota; Saccharomycetes; Saccharomycetales; Saccharomycetaceae
Gene: CIP1
Product: Cip1p
Exons: 1
Coding region: 1-1143 (380 amino acids)
Source: RefSeq, a predicted model, not a curated record
AUGCUUUUGGACAGGUUCCAUAGGAAGUUUUACCACUCGAAGCACAGGACGAGCCCUGAGGUUGGUAGUAGCGAGGAUGUUACAAUGGUGGAUGAUAGUAUGGAGGCAGAUUCAUUCCAGCUGUCGCAGCCGGUCCCUGUGACGGCUGGAAAUCGACAUGGAGAGUCGUUAGGGCUGUAUGGACAGGGGCAGGAGUUUGAAGAGAGCGAAGAGAUGAUGUAUGUGGACCCCGGGGUGCAUACGCCGGUCUCUACGACGCCAUUGAACCGCCAGGAAGACGUCGAGGGGUUGGGCGGGUCGUUUCCGCCAUAUCUGCAGAUGCAAGGCCGUCAGAGGAGCGUGAGCUCGCUGGCGAGCUCGGUGUCGGACUUCCACGGAGGACUUAGACACCAAGCGUUUGCGACGGCAGCGGCGGGGGGUGCCGGCAGCUUCACUCCCCAGUUUCUCAGCUUGCUUCUGCAGGUGUACCAGGAUUUGAGUUCAGAUCCGACGGUGACUCCCUUCGACAAGACAAACCCGCCGUCGGCGAUACUGAAUAAGGCGGCGAAGAUCGCCAUCGAGCAGUGUAGGACGCAGGGGGUAGAGAUCGGAUACGAGAGAAACAGCUGGCUGCUGACGUUGGUGAGACAUCGGUUGUUGGAAGAGGUAAGAAUGGAAGGGUUCUACUCGCGCAACAACUCCAACCUGUCGUUGGCGCCGCCGCCUCCGCAGUUUGUCGAGUUGAUGUAUAACAGUUCUUUCCAGAACUCGAAACCUUCGACGCCGGAUUGCGCGGGAAAACCAACGGCGCAGGACUACUUUGGCAACGUCUUGAGCGCGAACGCCGGCAGGACUGGACUGAUGAGAAGCAGGAGUAACUCUUCGCAGAUACUGCUGGCGAGAACGCGAUCUAACAGCAACGGACUAUUCGCGCUGACGCCGGCGUCCUCCGAAUGCUGCCUGGCGCCGGGCUUCAACGGCGCGGCUCCAUCUGUAAAUACCAACCACGGCGCUUUCCUAUCGAGACAGCGAAGCAACACAGCUCUCUCCAACAGCCCCGCGACGACCGCCAUGGCAGCAACGUGUAACCAUCCCUCUCUGGAAAACUCGAUCGUCUCCGAAACUUUAAGGAAAAAGAGAGAGUCGCUGAGGCUCAAGAGGUAG